UCUGUCAUAUAAUGAUAUUGACUUAUAAACAAACAUCCAAUUUUUCUAAGUUUUGCCUUACAAGUCCCUCUUCUUACAUAAUUAUAUUGGCCCUUAAGCUACUCAAAUUCCCUCUUUUUCUACACCAAUAAUUUUGUUUCCUUAUUUUUCACUUUCAUACUAUAAAUUCUUAUAAAUUUAGUGAUCUAAUGAGCCUUCAACAAAAUUGCACUUCUACAACCCACCAUCACAUUUAAUCAUGAAUGCCAAUUUCAAGUUUAAACUUCUUUUUAUACUUUCAUUUUUAUUAGGCCUGACUCGAGCUGAUCCAGAACUACUCCAAGACUAUUGCAUAGCGGACACAAUGGGCCAACAUUCAUUCUUUAUGAAUGGAAACUCGUGUUUAGAUCCAGAUCUAGCUAGCUCAGACCAUUUUGCGACUUCAGCUCUAUCUAAAUCCGGUAACACAAGUAUGAACCAAUUUGGUUUUAGUGUCAUCCUUACCACUAGCCAAAACCUUCCGGGCUAUCGAACCCAAGGCCUAACCAUGGCUCGAGUCGAUAUUGCUCCGGAUGGGCUUGUACCACCCCACGCUCAUCCGCGGGCUUCAGAAGUCACCACGUGCCUUAAGGGUGACAUCUUAGUGGGCUUUGUUGAUACGUCCAAUAAGAUGUACACUCAAAGAUUAAGGCCCGGUGAAUCAUUUGUUUUUCCAAAAGGCUUAAUCCAUUUUCUUUAUAAUGUGGACCAAAAAAGCCCAGCAUUGGCUAUUUCUGGGCUUAGUAGUGAAAAUCCAGGAACCCAGGUUGCUUCACUUGCUACGUUUAAAUCUCAACCGUUCAUUCCUGAUACAGUGUUGGAGAAAGCUUUUAGUAUUGAUGGACAAGAAGUGGCUCGAAUCAGAAAUCACCUCCAAGGUUAAUUUGUAUUUAGCUAAUAUAAUUAAUUCAUGUAAUUACUAAUCUUUUUGAAUGAUUUGAUUGUAAACCAUGAGAAAUAACACGAAAAUGUAUAAAAAAUUGAGAAUGAAUUCCCUGUGAAGUAUUUUAAUUUGUUCAAUGCGAAGGGCAGGGCUAUUUAUUAACGGAUCGAGUCGGGCAAGCAAAAGAAAUUAAACUGUACGGGUUGACCCAACCCGUGAACCCGAUCCGGUCUAUUUAUCUUAGUCUUUUAUUUAUUAAGUGAACUAAUUCAUUAUAAGUUAUUUAUGUGAGAGACUAUUUUAUGUGAACGAUCACAUAAUAAUGAGUCUAUAUUCUCAUAAUAUGUACUAGAUCGACUACUUAACCAAUAUAUGAGGCGCGUC
Molecule: messenger RNA, 1285 nt
Organism: Amaranthus tricolor (Joseph's coat)
Lineage: Eukaryota; Viridiplantae; Streptophyta; Magnoliopsida; Caryophyllales; Amaranthaceae
Product: germin-like protein subfamily 1 member 1
Exons: 1
Coding region: 239-901 (220 amino acids)
Cellular component (GO): cell wall
Molecular function (GO): manganese ion binding
Source: RefSeq, a predicted model, not a curated record